This is a messenger RNA of Nerophis lumbriciformis (worm pipefish), 1080 nucleotides long. The record is from RefSeq and is a predicted model, not a curated record. Lineage: Eukaryota; Metazoa; Chordata; Actinopteri; Syngnathiformes; Syngnathidae.
AUGGCAGCAAUCAGGGAUGUGGGAGUCGCUCUUGUGGUGCUGGUUUCAGUGGCAGGAGCUGCAAUGCUUGAAAAACCGCAGUACGAUUACUACAAAUACCAUCCCAUGUCAGAGAUCUCUGAGUGGAUGGCGCAACUUGCAAAAGACUACGCUGAUAUUGUGACCAUAGUAGAGUAUGGGAAGACCUAUGAGCUGAGGACAAUACGUAUGCUCAAGAUUGGUGUAGACACUGGAGCAAGGAAAAAAGCAAUCUGGAUGGACUGUGGUAUUCAUGCUAGGGAAUGGAUUGCUCCAGCCUUCUGUCAGUACUUUGUCAGCAAGAUUUUACAGACAUACAAGACAGACCCUAAAAUGGGAGAGAUGAUUAGGAACAUAGACUUUUACGUCACCCCGGUGCUCAACAUGGACGGUUACAUUUAUUCGUGGAAGGACAACUCUACCCGUCUCUGGAGGAAGAACAGAUCGCCGGCACCAGCAGGCUGCAGCUGCAUCGGGACUGAUCUUAACCGCAACUUUGACGCCAACUGGGGCACUAUUGGGGUGUCAUCUGAUUGUUGCAAGGACACUUACGGCGGCAGAGCUCACGAGUCUGAGCCUGAGACACAUGCCGUUACCUACUUUGUAGGAAGCAGGAAGGAGGAUUUCCUGUGUUUCCUCACCAUUCACUCCUAUGGCCAGCUGCUUUUGCUUCCCUAUGGACACCCCAAUUUCACUGCCCCCAACUACAAAGAACUAAUGGAAGUUGGCAUGGGUGCGGCCGAGGCCAUUUUUAAGGUACAUGGGAAGAUCUACAGAGUAGGGACAUCACCAGAUAUAUUAUAUCCCAACUCUGGCUCCUCCAGAGAUUGGGCUCGGCUCCAAGGAAUACCCUUCUCCUACACCUUUGAGUUGAGAGAUGAUGGACUUUAUGGUUUUGAGCUCCCUGAGGAUCAGAUCCAGCCCACUUGUGAGGAGGCCUACAGUGGAGCCCUGCACAUAAUUACCUAUGUCCACAACAAGGUCUUUAAUGGUGCUGUCGCAGCCACCAUCCCAACACUUUGGACUGUGUUGGUGGCUGUAGGAGUCACAAGUAUCAUGUGA